GCUCCACCAGCGAAGGCCAAGAUGCCCACGCAACCUCCGCAUCCUCCAAAGAAGGCUCCGGUGAAAGCUGCAGUGAAGGUGGCAAAAGCUCCCAAGGCACCACUGGCCAAAACGCCCCGAGAGCCUUCGACUCCACCGCCGAAAUCCCUAUCCUCCAGCGUGAUGAGAAUCGCCAAGGCACCGCCGGCGAAGGGGGGCGCCACAGUCAGCGUGACCAAG
Symbiodinium pilosum is the source of this 219-nucleotide messenger RNA. The record is from the annotation of a GenBank genome assembly. NCBI's taxonomy places the organism in Eukaryota, Dinophyceae, Suessiales, Symbiodiniaceae.